This is a messenger RNA of Thamnophis sirtalis, 4142 nucleotides long. NCBI's taxonomy places the organism in Eukaryota, Metazoa, Chordata, Lepidosauria, Squamata, Natricidae. The record is from RefSeq and is a predicted model, not a curated record.
UCUUCAGAGCUCAGCAGUUCUACAAUCAUGUUUCUUCCUUUAUUGCAAGUCAAGAAUCAAAUUGAAGAAACUUUUUGACAACCUAUCAAAGCAAUACAACUUCCUCCACUAAGAAAGAACAUUAAAAAGACAAUGAUGCUAAUGAUCUUUCACAUAUUCUGAACUCUCAUUCACCAUUCAAGAAGAUUGACCUCCAGGCAGAUGUUCAGCAGGAGGGAUGCAUUAACCGUUUAUCACACCCUCAGUCUUCUCUGUGCAUUUGGGAUACUCAUAUUCAUUACUCAGAAUAAUGUUGCAUAGUUUAUGGCUACUCCAAAGCCCAAGAAAUUGAAUUCUAGUCAAAAUGCAACAGAUCUGAGGCAUAUCUACUAAUUGUACAACUCUGAGUGAUCUCUGAGAAUAAUAGUUGUGGUUUUGUGAUUUUGAUAGUUCUGAUAGUAGUCAGAGCCCAACUGAAAUAUUUCCUGAAGUAAAAGAAUCAGAAUGUUAAUCCUUCAACACAAAUAUAUUUUUAACUCUGAGUGUGCGGGGAAAAAGAUUUAAUAAGUAAGAAUAGCCCUAAAUUAGAUUAAGCAAAGCAGAAUCAUCAGAGUGUACACUUACAACAAAAGUGUAAAAAAGUGCUGGAAGUGCUGUUGCAAGCAAAGCUAACAAAAGAUCAUGCUUUAAUGACUUAGUAGGUCUUGAAUCAUCUGUACCACUGUUUGCCAAACAGAUGGUUUGAAUAGAAAAUGUAAUUGAAUCUGAAACUGCUGAAAGCAAGAUUAUGCUUGCCCUAAAGAAAGAGCAUGCUGUGUAACAUAAACCAAAGCUUCAAUAUUUUUGCUCACAAGAAGAGUGGCAGAUAUAAAGGAAAUAGCAACAGAUAUCUUUUAAGCACUAAACUGUGUACCAAAAUGGCUCAGAAGUUAAUGAUUUGGGGCAAGAGCUCCAUCCAGCAUCAAAAUAAGAUAAAAAAUCCUAUUUCUCAUUCUUUAGGAUUGCCUCACGAAGAGACUAAGAUAUCUUCAAAACUUCAGAAAAAUAAUCUCCAAGAGGAGAAAAAAUGCUUCCAGCAUAAUGAUCAGAGUUCUACAAAGCAAGUUUUUCCCUGUAUUCCUCCAAAUUCUGUUACUUUGAGAAAAACAAUGUCUCCAUUGCCUGUUGGACAAGUACAAUCCCCAGUAGACCAUUUGAAUCUGAAAUACAGUGACAUGUUUGAGGAAAUACAUUCUAAUGACAAAGGUCCUGGCAUUUAUGAAAUGUUUGGGACUCCGGUAUAUUGCCGUAAGCCUGAUGGGUGUGGUGAGAAUAAGAGUAACAGGAAUGUGCGUUCUGCUCCAACUGGAUGGCAUAAUGAUAUGAAAUAUAAAUCCAACUGCUUCAAUGGGAAGAAGGGUAGCAGAAUAAAAAUUCCCCAGAAGAAAACAUAUUCUAAAUUUCAUAAGGAUGUUAGUAUUAAACCAAAGUUGAAGGAGAAGGAAGUUGCACCAAAAAAGGCGUCCAAGUUAACAGGUUGCAGUCUAGAACAAGGCAAAGAUGUGACUCUCUCUUUUGCUGGUCUGCAGAUUCAGCCAAAAGAGAGCACUGAGUCCAUUUGUGAAGAUACCGAUCAGCAAGCUCAGAUUUCCAUUGAGUUUCCUGAACUUGCUAAGCAAAACAAAGUAUUUCCUAAUUCAGGCUUGUCACCAAUUGAAGAAGCAUCAUUGGAAUAUACAUCAGAUAAUUAUGAUGAUGGAAAUGAAGAUAAUGCUUUUCCUACGAAAGCAUUUGCCACCAAUGUUCAGGAGUUACUUUGGCCAGAAGUUAAAGUUCAUGCAGAAUAUGCUCCUUUCUUAAGCUGUGUGAAAAAUACAAAUGAACCAAAUAAUGCAAACAACAGUAGGACUUUAAGGGAUGGAGAAGAAACAACAGCUGAUUGCCUUGUGGAGCAGGAAACAAGCCAGAUUUUACACUAUGAGUAUAAUCAAAAGCUGUCCGCAUCCUUUUUUACAGACCAAAUAAGCUCACCUUCUCUAGAAAAUAUCAGGGUAGCAAAUAUGACAACUGCAUGGACUUACUAUCUUGCAAACUCAGUCUCUCAGUCAUAUACAAAUAUGUUUGAUUAUAAAGAUUAUAAGGAUGUAACAGCAGACAUAUUCUGUUGCUCAGUUGCUCAACUGCUUUCUCUGAGUGGGACAGAUGGCAACAAUUCUAGCUCAAUGACCAGAAACAUAAAUGUGGAGGCACAAAGUGGAGACUGGAGAAUAGCAAAAGUUAAAAAUAAUAAGAAUCUUUGUCCAGAUUUCAUGGGAUAUGAGGAAGGAAAUCCACUUUUACAUGAAACUGCAUUUUCAGAAAACAGCUUAAUUAACCAAGAGUCUGUUUUGUGGACCAAAGGUGAAAUCCUUGGAAAAGGAGCAUAUGGCACAGUAUACUGCGGACUUACAAGCCAAGGACAAUUAAUAGCUGUGAAACAAGUAGCACUGAAUGCAUGUGACCAAGCUGGGAAUAAAAAGGAAUACCAGAAACUGCAAGAAGAAGUUGAGAUUUUGAAAAACUUAACACACAUCAACAUUGUAGGGUACUUGGGAACAAGUUUAGAAGAUAACAUAGUAAGCAUCUUCAUGGAAUUUGUUCCUGGUGGUUCCAUUUCCAAUAUUAUUCAUCGCUUUGGGCCACUGUCAGAAAUGAUCUUUUGUAAAUAUACAAAGCAAAUUGUACAAGGAGUUGCAUAUUUACACAAAAACUGUGUGGUCCACAGAGAUAUUAAAGGAAACAAUGUUAUGCUUAUGCCUAAUGGUAUAAUCAAACUCAUAGACUUUGGAUGUGCAAAGCGCUUAGCGUGCGGGAGUCUGACUAAUCCACAUAGUGAACCACUGAAAUCUGUACAUGGCACUCCAUAUUGGAUGGCACCAGAAGUUAUAAACGAAUCUGGCUAUGGAAGGAAAUCAGAUAUAUGGAGCAUUGGUUGCACUGUUUUUGAGAUGGCCACUGGAAAGCCACCAUUGGCUGCCAUGAAUAAACUAGCAGCCAUGUUUUACAUAGCUGUUCAUAAAGGACUUAUGCCUUCACUACCCAAACAUUGCUCAGACGAAGCAGUUGAUUUUUUACAUCUAUGCUUAACAAGGUAAGUGAUGGUAUACCUAAAAUUAGAGUUUUAUUCACAUUAAAACACAUAACAAUCAGGUUUAUUGAGUUUGAGCUCCUUAAAAAGAUAAAAUAGUAGUUUAUAUAUCACAAUUCAAUCACAAUUAAACUCACAUAACAUGUUAAUCUUUUCUGACCUUUGCAGUUAGGAUUGAGGAUAAGCCCCUUCUAUACAGUGCAAGCUCAUAUAUCCUUCAGUUGUGUAUCAUGUCUUCCUCAAAAGCCUCUGGGAUACCUGUCAGGUAGUUAGUUCAAAUCUUUUUAUAGGCAGGAAUGUGCCACUAAUUUAAUAUAUGGGGAUCCUUGGCUCUUUAGACAUUACUGAUUUGCAAUUCCCUAUGUUCCAUCCUAUUGGACGUACUACCUAGAAUUGUUGUAGGAUAUAAUGACAGUUAAAAGGCCAUAGGUCCCUCACCCAAUUCUAUGUAAAUAAUUAUCUCCCCUCCCCUCUGUACAAGCAUACUUAAUACUCUUCCUCCCAUUUCCCCAACAAACCUGUGUUUGAGAGAGGGGCCCCAAGUCACCCAGUAAGUUUUCAUGCUCAUGGCACAUCUAGAACUGUGUUCUGGUUUCUAGUCCAGCACCUUCACUAUUGUAUCAAAUUGAUUUUCCAAAACCUAGUUUUCCUCCAGCGUUGCAAAUGGAUUUCCUUUGAAAAUAAGAAAAAAUCCCUUCUCCUCUCUCCCUGUAAUCAUCUUUGGGUCCAUAGAUUGAUUCAGAAAACUCCUAAAAUUUCUAGAGAUGUGAGAGCUUCAGGGACCAAAGAAACAUCUCCUUGGCAUAAAUUACUUUUUAGCAGAAAACUACCAUGUUGUGAGCCAUGUUGGCUCAGUGGUUAGAAUGCAGUAUUGCAGGCUGACUCUGUCCACAGCUUGGAGUUCAAUCCUGAUCGGCCGAGGAAUGACUCAGCCUGCCCUCCUUCCGAGGUCAAAUGAGGACCCAAAUUGUUGGGGCCAAUAUACUUUGUAAACCACUUAGCACUAUAAAGCAUCAUUAAAUGGUAUAUAAGUCUAAGUGCUAUUGCUAUAUUCCAU